AUGGCUCAAGAAAAUGGACGUUUUGCUCAAACCUGUAUUCUGGUUGCGGCACUAAUGUUGAUCGUGAUUGCGUUCGCUCUCAGUGCUGCCGGUCUAUUCAGUCCCACAUGGCAGGUGGUCGACAUUCGUGAAUUCCGAGCAGAACAUCAUCAUGGUUUGUGGCUAGACUGCACUCGGGCCGAACGUUAUUUAGCAACAGGAAAACGAGAAUUUAGCAAAGGACAACCGUUACAUUGUACUUACAAGUUUGACUACUCGGCAAACCAGGUGAUUGACGAGAAUAUCGAAGACAUCGACCAAAACAGUGCAGCAGGAGAGAGUGAACAUCAUCAGUUCUUUGGUUGGCACAAAGCCGUUAUCGUAUGUCUUAUCACUUCAAUGCUGUUCGUCUCUUUGGCAUUCUGCUGUGGGCUCUGUGCACCGUGCAAUGCUGGAUGCGCCGUGAUUUUCACAAUUUUUAUACUUUUAUCAUUAUUUAUGUCCGUCGUUGGUGAUAGCAUUUUUUUCUUUGCUGCUCACCGAGUGGACAAUCGUUUUGUUCAAGGUCUCGUCGGCACGUACGAACAACGCAUCGGAGCUGCUUUUUAUCUACACGGUGCCGGUACUCUUGUGCUAAUGUUCGCAUUUCUCGUAUCGGUGGUUACAACCUAUCAAAUCCUUCGGAAGACUGAGCAUUCAAAUUCGCUUCCGCUUCGGGAACUUGCUCCACUUUAUGGGUCUCGAAUGAGAGAAACGUUCGCAUAG
Messenger RNA from Angiostrongylus costaricensis, 744 nucleotides. Lineage: Eukaryota; Metazoa; Nematoda; Chromadorea; Rhabditida; Metastrongylidae. The record is from the annotation of a GenBank genome assembly.